CACUACUACAUCCCAACGACCUCAAUUCCUCCUUCUCCCCGCUACAAACCCGCCGUUCAAGCUUCCUGUGAUACCCAAUUCCCACCCGCCUUCCUUCCAACCCGCCACAAUGUCCACCAUUAAGUCUAUUCGCAGCAUUGUGCCCCUCCUCGACCGUAUCCUCGUGCAGCGCAUCAAGCCCGAAGCCAAGACCGCAACCGGUAUCUUCCUCCCCGAAACAGCCGUCAAGGACCUCAACGAAGCAAAAGUCAUUGCUGUCGGCCCCGGCGCCUUCGACAAAGACGGAAAGCGCGUCACCCCCAGCGUGCAGCCCGGCGACAAGGUCUUGAUCCCACAAUUCGGCGGUAGCCCGAUCAAGGUUGGCGAGGAAGAAUUGAGCUUGUUUAGAGACCAUGAGCUGCUGGCCAAGAUCAACGAGUAAAUGGAGAGAGACUCUUGUGUAACAUAGCGAGUGGGUUCGCAUGAAUUCACUUGUACAACUUUUUGUAUCAAUACCCUCUUCCCAGACCAAAUACCUUUCUCCGCCGCCGCCCGCUUUCCGGUUUGGAUCCUACAAAAAAAGUAAAUUCACGCAAUGCGACUAGCUUGAUUGCCGGGGUCCCGUCGUAGUCAUAUAUACAUAUAAUCUGGCCUAAGCAAAAAACAUAUUCUUUGGUGCGUGGAGAGCGAUUCUUCAAUAUGCAUGUAUUUAACAAGAUGACGGUUCGGGAUGGUUGAAUGGGAGACACGAAACGAACGAACGAAAUGAAAUAAGAAAUCUCUGCUCCAAUUGCAAAUUCAAGAAACGUAUGUGUUUUGUGAAGAUGUAUUGUGCAUGCUGAGUUCCAUUGUACAGGGA
Bipolaris sorokiniana ND90Pr is the source of this 838-nucleotide messenger RNA. RefSeq lists its product as uncharacterized. The transcript is spliced from 3 exons. The record is from RefSeq and is a predicted model, not a curated record. Gene Ontology annotation, molecular function: metal ion binding; ATP binding; protein folding chaperone. Bases 110 to 421 code for a protein of 103 amino acids. Gene Ontology annotation, cellular component: mitochondrial matrix. Lineage: Eukaryota; Fungi; Ascomycota; Dothideomycetes; Pleosporales; Pleosporaceae.